Messenger RNA from Ceutorhynchus assimilis (cabbage seed weevil), 771 nucleotides. Lineage: Eukaryota; Metazoa; Arthropoda; Insecta; Coleoptera; Curculionidae. The record is from the annotation of a GenBank genome assembly.
AUGUUGACCAACCAUAUGAAAAUUCUGUUAUUUUGUGUAAUUAGUAUAUCUAAGGGCCCCCAUUAUACUAAAGCGGAAAUAAAGUCAAUUUUUCCCACGCAAUCGGAACAAGUGAAUCUUAUUCACAACGUGUACGAUAUCGCAGAACAAAUUAAACAGUCGGCAAAAAUCGAACAGAAUGCUAUGGACGAAUCCAUGGAAGAUGAUAUUGAAUUCAUAAUGAAGAAGUCUCAAUAUUUGAUAAGUACUCUGGAAGAAUUAACUUUGUUAAAAUCGUCCUCAAGAAGUAAUUCAGUUUGCAACUUUGAUGCCCAGGAAAAACUUAAAACAAUCACGAAAAAAACCUACAGAGGGAUUGAGGAUUGUGAGAAAACAAUUCAUGAUGGUCUAGCUGCAAACUCUUUAGUCCUAACGUCGACCAUUGAAUCAGCAAUAAAAUCCGGAGAAGAUUUCCUGGAGAAACUAAAUAGGUGCAGCGAUAAACGUGGUCUAGGCCUUAUAGCAUGCUACAAGAAAAUCAUCGACAACGAUGUGAUCCCAGCAAAAGCCGUAAUUUCCGCUGCCAUUGAAAACCAUCGAAAUUGCUUAAUUAAAUCGUAUGGAUUGAAAUCGGAUUUCAAUCAUUGUAUCGAGAGGACUGUUGAAUUUCAUAGAACCCAAAUGGACUUGGAAUUAGAAGCUGGAAUACAUUGUUAACAGGUGUAAUCAUUUAUUUGACACACUUUUAAAAUGUCACACACACUGAAUCGAAGUUCCCAAAACAAAAGUUCA